Parnassius mnemosyne (clouded apollo) is the source of this 4072-nucleotide messenger RNA. The record is from the annotation of a GenBank genome assembly. Lineage: Eukaryota; Metazoa; Arthropoda; Insecta; Lepidoptera; Papilionidae.
AGACCGAUCAGAGACAUUACUUUAAUUCUCAGCCACAUUUAAAUGCGGACUGAUUCGCCGCGAUUUUAAUUAUCGUCCUCUUUGUUAAUAUUAAUAAUUGAAUGGAAACUUUAUGUAGGUGUAACUGUAGCAUCGUAGGGAAUUUUGAAAGGGGAUUCGUUCAAGUUUUCUGUCAAAUAGUACCUAUAGUAAUAUUAAUACAUGGGCUAAACAUCUUAGAGUAGCGCAAUCGACAUUUUGCGACCUUUUUUAAUUGUUCUUUUUAAUAAAGGUGUAUCAAUCAUCAUUGUUUAAUAAUGGAUUCGUAUCAUGCAGUAGCUAACCAGUAUAGCGACGUUUAAGAAAUUAUGAAACAACGUGCUUUUUUCAGUGUGUGCCAAAUGGUAUGUAACAUCUAAUUUGUACUUGGAUAAUCAGUUUCAGUUUCUCAUUCCACUACUUACUCUCCUGGUUCGCUAAUUGAUUACUGGGUGCUAACUAAAAUGCGUUUGCUACUGAUAUUUUACAUAGGAUACACCAAUUAUCCGUACGUCGAUUGCACUUAUGUCGGCUGGUGGUGCUUACUAUGUCACUCAAUUUUAAUGUCGGUCACUGCACAUCUUCCUUGUUCAUACUUAUUGCCUUUUGGUGCUAUAAAUCUACGAAUAACUAAUAUUAAAUUUAACAGAGUAGCGACUAGUAAGUAGCGAGCAAGCUGCCUACCUGCCUUACUGUAAGAUAAAAAGUAAUUUUAUCGCCAAAAGCUUAUCUAUUUUAAAAAGUCCCCUAACAUUUUGAUUUGAUUUGAAAUAAGUAUAAACUUUAUUGUGCACUACUAAAAAUAACAGAUUUAUAGUUACAUAGGCUUUUUAAUCAUUUUCUAUGGUUAUAAUUUAUUAUAUUUAUUAUUACAAUUCUCGGUGUUUAUUAUCUUCUUUCUGUAGUAAAAAAGCUCUUCGAAAGCUCUAUGAAAGUUUUAUUUCCUUCUUUGCUUUGAAAUUAUGGUUGACAUUUCGAUGUAAGUAUGCCAAUAGCACAGGGGGCGGAUGGUCACCGAAUGUUUGAUUUUUUUUCCUUUCAUCAUUGUAUAGCGUAUAAUAUACUGGAAUUAAAAAAAUAUUUUUAUAAAAAAACGUUUUAAUCACUUAUUUAUGUUUUCAUGACAUUACUUUAUACAUUUUCUCCUUCGACAUAUUAUCCCUGCAUUUCGUUGUCACUCAUCGCCAUAGACAAUGGUACUGUUGCCACCAACAUGAUUGAAGCACAUCAAGCACUUUAUCAAUGUACUUUUGAUUUCGUACGGAUUAUGUGCACCGACCUUCCGCGUACAAUGACGCCCGUUAGAGGGGUCAAAUCGUUUCACAUCUUAUUCGAGAGUGAACCAGUUCACUCGAGCGGCAGAAAACAACAAACUAGUUUAACGAAGGCGUGCAAAAAGUUGCGGUCACACCUACAUCAAUAAAAAGCUGGUGUCAAUAUUUUUUUAAAUAUGCAUGAAAUACAGUGAGUUUAGAAAAUUUAACUAUAACAAAAACAAUCGAAUUGUUUUAGAUUUGGUUGUUUCAAAAUAUAUAAAGCUGUUUUGCGUUAUUGGUGAUGCGAAGCGCUACUGAGCUCAAUGGCUGGCCGCGGGAACCCUAAAUUUCCUCGUACGUGAGUGAUCCGAUCUAGAUCUUCCUCGACAUAAUUGAACUUUGUCAGUAAUGAAGAAAAUAUCGUGAAAAAAAAUUCCAUGUCCUGAGAAUUACCUAUAUUUUAGUCAUGUGGGAAGUUCGCUGAAUGAAUUACGAUAGCACACAGUCUUUAUCAUCACUAAAACCCCCAAAGGCAAUUAGGUCUGUGCCCAGUCCGUAGUGGGAGGAUAUUACGUAGGAUAUAACGUUUUGCUUUUCUGCGAGUUUGCAAUUUUUUUUUAUAUAUAAUUUAGUAAAUUUUCUUUGUAUUGUUGUGCCAGCCCUAUUUGAUACUAAAUAUUUAGUAUAUUGGUUCUUGUUAGUUCUCCUAACUUAGACUUCGACGUACGCGUGGUUGUUGACACGUUGGCUUCAUAAGUCCGUUAGAGUAUCGUUUGAUUAGAGGUACUUAGCUCCACUGGCUUAAGUACGUUACAUUUUUUUUUGCUUUAUUUCGUGACUCGUGAAUUAUAAGGCUUUUAUUAUAAAAAAGGUAGCUUGAUGAAGAUUGCCAAUCAAUUCAUUAGGUUAUACCUAUAGAUAAUACGCGUUCUAUUUUUUUAUGAAGAAACUUAAAAAAAUACAUGGCUUGCGGAUUUUUUGGAAGAUGUAGGAUUUGUGGAUGCAUUAUGUUAAUGUUGCGGUAUUAUAUUCCUGGUGGGUACGGGUGGUACGGGCGGGAUGGGUGCGCGUCUCGCUGCGGUACGGCUAUAGCCGCUAGAGCGGCAUGGCAGCAGCGUGCCGAGGCGAGGGCGAACGCGGUCGAUGAGCCCGGCCUAGAGGGCAGCACAGAGCACGGGGGUGAGGGGUGGGGAGUAGCCCCGCGGCCCCCGCUCUUUCCACCUCCUCGUCUUCUUGCGCAUUCUGUACGACCGCGCCGCGCGCUCACUAAUGCGUCAUACUGCCACCUGACUUGACGUGUACUCCGUCGUUCGGUCCCGAGACUUCGCGCGCGGCAUGUGAACUUUUGUGAUGACUUAAUAUAUAUAAUAAAGACGCGUCGACGUGACUGCGACCAUGCACUACGACCCAGUACAAACUAUAUCAACAUGGACAGUGUCUGUUCCUGUCAGACGAUGGACAUUGGAGUGGUGGUAUACGACGUGGUCACACGUGCUUGCUGCCUGUUCCUGCAACCUCAUGGAGCCCAUGGUAUAAGAAGAAACGCUUCUGCAAAAUAUGAGUGGAAGACUAGUAGUAGUUGCAGCAAACAAGAAAAAUGUAGCUGUAUUACUUAGGUGUACGAAACACUCCAAGAUCAAAUUGCUCCGAGCUGUUGUAACUUAGGUAUGCCAAUGUAAUAUUGCUACGCGGAGUUAGUUACAUUGUUGUUUGAAGAAACAGAAACUUGAAAACUGCGAACAAUUAGUUAACAGCCUGCGCAAUGGAGAAUUCAACGUUUGGGCGGGGCGCUCUUCUUUCCCACAAGUUCACAGGUAGACUCAUGCACGGUUAAGUGGGUUGAUAUGUGGCAGUACAAAAAAAUCUAGCCUAGAAGAGGUAGAGAAGAGAUGAAAAAGGAUGUUGUCGUCUAUUUUAGAAAAAUUAAAAUUGAAGAUGACGGCUGAAGGCACAUCGGCAACUGGUUGAGCAAAAUCCUCCUUCGCCACAAUUUAUUAUUUGUUUAAAUAAUACUUUUUUUCACUUACCUACCUUCUAAAAAUAGAAUGUUUUGUAACGUCAGUCAGUUGUUUAAAUCUAAAAUGCAAAGUAUCAUAAACUCUAACUAGAAAAAAUAAAAACUUGCUCUGGGGUCGCCACAUUCGCUUUCUUCAUUGCAAAAAUUAUUGAUUUUGUGUGUGUAAUGACUGUACUUCGGAAUAGUCAUGCCCAUAUGAAUUGACAAGCGUAAACAUUUCUUUUUUCACUGUCAUAAUUCUACAACCAACCAAUCCUUGGUUUUAUCUCUAAUUUUUUGGUAUAAUGUAUUACCUAAAUAAAAAUAAUUAAAUUAUCUAUACAUAAUUGAAAGCUUCUUGUGUAAAAAAUAUUUCUGGUAAUUUAUAAUGCUUUGUAUUAUGUAGGUACCUUACAUACUUAUAACAUAUAAAUAAUAUGUAAAAAAAAACGCAAAUUCUCCAUUCACUUCGGAUACCGUCGCCGACGACGGUGUUACCAGAUAUUAAAAACCUGCUGAAUUUUACCAAAUUGUAGUAAAAACGUAUUUUAAACAACAUUAUUAUGUUAUUAUUUAUUAUCAUUAAAAUUUUAUGGUAAUAUCAUUGUGGUGUGCCCUUUUCGGAUUGAACAGAGGUAUAAUAUAAUUAACUUUACAUCUUCUAUAUAUUAUGUAUUAUGUAAUUUCUAUUAAAACAAAGCAGUUAUAUAUUAAUACCUAAUGUAACUAUAUUGAAGUGAUACGUGCAGUUUUUUAACUAAAUUUUUCAGUUUGUUACAUUACAAAUAAAGCUAUUGUAAAC